UGAGUGAAGCUGAACAAUUCUUCCUACGUGACAAAAUCAUAUGUCAAAGCAAGAGAUUUACAGCCAUUUGCCUUAUGGGCAGCUUGUCAAGUCCUAUUAGUUCCAACAAUGAGAAGUUAAUACCCUUUUUCCUCUUCUUUUUUUUUUGGGGGGUAUGCACAUUAUUAGAAUUUGUCUUUACAUUCUGGGACAUUUGUAUGACAUUCAUAGGCUUUGAUCAAAGCGUUGAUGAUUCCAAAGCUCUCAUCUUUCAGAAACUUUCCAGCCGGAAUCUCCAUGUCAGAGCUUCAAUGUUAUAUAUGAAGCUCUCCUGAUAUGUCACUGCAUCAUCGUCUUGUAAUGGCUACGCGAUGCUUCCGAGUGUUUCCCGAGACUCGGAGCAUCGGACGAGCCCUGUUCAUGAUUACCUUCGCUGCUUUCUUUGCGAGCCUAAACUCUGUGAAUUCUCAAGCUCCAGUUGAUAAAUGCAUCCUCACCGUUCGACUAACUCCGACUAACAACCAAAGUUGCGAAGACUCGACUUGGGGAGGAUUUAUAAACCCGGGCUGCUGCGGGACGGUCUUCAGUCACUACUUGUAUGCGCUGGGGCAGCGGGCGAAUCUGACAGGGCUAAUAUUCCUUAACUCGACAGAACAGAAGGAUUGCUUGGUUUCUAUAAAGUCUGCAGACAAGGAUGGUUUAGAAUGUGGGAUCGAGAAGCUGACUAGUGGGGCUGGUGCCUGCUCUGACUAUAUGGUUAAGGAUGUCGAUCAUCGCCUAGGAGACAGCUUGAGGAAAUUAACGGGAAGCUGCAGACUUCUCGGCUCCAGGGACAAGGAUAAUCAAACUUGCAGCUCAUGUUUGACAACGUGGAAAGAGAUGGGAAUAACACCGGAAAAUGGGGUUGAGCCGGGAUCAGGUCAGGCGGAGUUAUGUAGGUUUGCAGUUUUGGUCACACUGAUGAGCAAAAGGUUUGGUGAUACGAGGUGGGCCGGUGAAGUGCACAAGUGCCUCGGAGAUAAGCAGGUACUCCCAAUAGAUGAUCAAGGCAAACCGGGGAACCGCCAACGUAAAUCAAAGACCGGGAAGUGGAUUCUGAUCGGGGGGCUGAUCGGGAUUACUGUGAUUCUGCUCAUAGCAUUCUCGAUCCUCUGUAGAAAGACGGUGAAAAAUCCCAAAAGAAGCAUAUCUAAGGGACAAGUAAACGAUAAGCCUUCAAAAACAAGUCUUCCAAGAGGAAAAGAUGUUACAGCGGCGAAUAAUCUGAUAUUUGAGGAUGGGAGUGGUCUCAGGAUAAGGAUAAACGAAGUCUAUUCUGCCACAAACAAUUUCCACCCAUCAAACUUCAUCGGGCAAGGCAUAGCAGGAAAAGUCUUUAAAGGAGUUCUCUCGGACGGUCAACAUGUGGCGGUAAAACACAUAACAAGUGACGGGUAUAUGGACACGUUUGUGAGGGAAAUCACGAGCCUAUCAGAUGUUCGACACCCGAACCUGGUGGCUCUGCUGGGAUAUUGCGAGAAAGAGGACGAGUGUUUCCUGGUGUACGAGUUAUGCCACAACGGGAGCCUCUCAGAUUGGCUCUUCGGUAAGGAUAAGUCGCUCUCAUGGAUCCAAAGGCUAGAGAUAGCAAUCGACUGUGCACAGGGUCUCUGGUUUCUCCACACCUAUCCAGAUGGUUGCAUUAUUCAUCGCGAUAUCAAACCAACAAACAUUCUCAUCAGUGAAAACCUUCAAGCAAAGCUCUCAGAUUUUGGGUUGUCCAAAGUAAUCGAUGCAGGCCAGUCAUUCGUCAGCUCUGAAGUUAGGGGGACGUUCGGCUAUGUUGAUCCCGAAUACAGAAGAAACCACCAUGUAAAUGCAUCGGGAGAUGUUUACAGUUUUGGGAUUGUUCUUUUACAGCUUCUCUCGGGGAAAAGAGUCAUAAACCUGAAUUUAGCAAAACCAAUGCCGCUUAAUCGCAUGGCAAAGGUCCUAACAAAGGGAGGAAACAUAGCAGAAUUUGCCGAUCCCAAACUCAAGGGCGAAUACUUGGAAGAGGCGUUUGAGGCCGUACUCAAGCUCGCACUUUCUUGCACGGGGCUUAAGCAGCAAAGGCCUUCAAUGAAGCGAGUAGUUUCGGAGCUAGAGAAGGCCCUCAACAUAUCUAGUUCAGCUGUAAAAUCACCAGAAGUCGAAGGCAAAUGAAACAUCAGGAUGCAGAUUCUUAGGAAUGCAUAUAACAAAAUUAUGUUAAUUUACUGGUCAGUGAUUACACGCAAGGUCACUGUUCGGUAAGGCAUUACAGAAUUAACAUUAGAAAGAAAGAUACAGGCAUAGGGAGAAACCAUCCAAUGCAGUACGAUGGAUCCUUUCCAAACAUUUCCCGUGCUUUGUACCACGCGUAACACCAUACAAAAUGGAAUUUGAAUUAUUUCGAUGUAUUAAGAGAACUGUAAUACAAUCUUA
This is a messenger RNA of Punica granatum (pomegranate), 2424 nucleotides long. NCBI's taxonomy places the organism in Eukaryota, Viridiplantae, Streptophyta, Magnoliopsida, Myrtales, Lythraceae. The record is from RefSeq and is a predicted model, not a curated record.